AUGAAUCGACCUUAUGAGUCGCUCAUCAGACCUCACCAUCAUUCAAUAUUCGGCAAUUCAAAUCGUCAUUUAUCUCGUCGACAAAGAACAGCUUCAACUCUCCGAGAAACAUUUGGAAGUCAAGUUCUUCGAGAACUCGAAGAAACAACAACCAAUUUCAAAGAUGUUCUAUCAUUUUAUCGUUUUCCAUGGUCACAUUUUCGACAAAAAAGGGAUUUGAGUAAACAAAGAAGAUCAACAUUAUAUUCAUUUUAUUUCGAACAAGUUAACAGUGGUCGAAUACAAUUCUCAUUUGUUAUUAUAUUUUUAAUUGGAAUGAGUGAAGCAAUUUUUGGAAUGCUCAAAAAUCAAUAUUAUAGUGCUAUUAUUCUUCUUAUUAUUUGUAUAAUUUAUUCAAUUUUAUCAUUUUUCUAUUCCAAAAAAACACAAAUUAUUUGCUUCGCAUCUGUUAUAACAUGUAUUGUAAGUAUCUUUUUUCAAAGGUGAAACCAUUCAAUCAAGAAAAUUUCAGGUAAUAACCUCAUGCUCUGUUCCUCGUUUUCCAGUUUCACAUCUUCUAAUAUUUGCAACAUAUUCAUUAUUACCAAUGCCUUUAUUUUUCAUGCUUAUUUCAACAUUUCUUCUAACAUUCACAAUUGGAUGCAGUGAAUUGUUCAAUCUCAAAACUUUGAAAACCGGAACUGAAGUUGGGGAUCUUGAUGUUUUCGAUCAAUUCAUUCCAAGGCUUUUGAUGUUAUUGAUUGUUAAUAUUAUUGGAUGUUUAGUGUAUUAUCCCACUGAAUUUGUGCAACGAAAAACAUUUCAUGAAACACGGUGAGUAAAGUUUAGUAAAAAUGAAAAUCUAUUUCAAAAAAAAAUCCUCAUCAGAUGUUUCUUUCAUAGUUCUUCAAUCGAUCUUUUUUUUGUAGGAAAUGUGUUCAAUCUCGAAUGUUAUUAGAUCGUGAAAUGCAUCGUCAAGAGAAGAUUUUAUUAUCAGUUCUACCAAAACAUAUUGCAUUCGAAGUCAAAAAAGAUAUGCAAGAAACUCAAGAAGAACGUCUAUUUCACAAAAUUUAUAUAAAAAAAUACGAGGAUAUAAGUAUUCUUUUUGCUGAUAUUUGUGGUUUCACAAAUCUUGCAUCAGAAUAUACAGCUGAAGAUUUAGUUCUGAUGUUGAAUGAAUUAUUUGCUCGUUUUGAUAAACUUGCAUCAAUUCAUGAAUGUAUGCGAAUCAAGAUUCUUGGUGAUUGUUAUUAUUGUGUUUGUGGUGUUCCUGAAUAUCAAAAAACACAUGCAGCAAAUACGGUUGAAAUGGGUUUGGAUAUGAUUGAAGCAAUUAAAUUAGUUCGGGAUAUGACACGUGUCAAUGUUAAUAUGAGAGUUGGAAUACAUUCUGGUAAAGCACAUUGUGGAGUAUUAGGAUUGAAAAAAUGGCAAUUUGAUGUAUGGAGUGAUGAUGUAACAUUAGCAAAUCAUAUGGAAAGUGGAGGAAUUCCAGGGUAAAUAUUUUGAGAACGUUUCAGAGAGAAAUAAAAAAUGAUAUUUCAGAAGAGUUCACAUAACUGAUGCAACAAAACAAUCAUUAGAUGAUGCUUAUGUUUUGGAACCUGGAAAUGGAAGAUCAAGAUCGAAAUAUUUGGAAAAAGAAAAAGUGACCACAUGGCUGGUUGUGGAGAAAAAUGACAAACAAAUUAGCCAAAAUGGAAAACUAUUUCCUCUUCCUCGAACUAAAACAACGGUUAGUUGGUGAAAAAUACGGAAUGAAAAUAUUUUCAAAAACUAUUCCAACAGUUCCAUUAUUUUCCAGAAAGGAAUGAGCAAACAAGAAAGAAUAACUGGAAUAACAACAGCACGUGGAAGAGGUGGAAUGUCAGAUGAAGAAGUGUUAGUCGAAAAUGUUGAUUCGCAUCUUCGACAAGGAAUUCAAGCAAUUCAUCAGGAAAAUUGGAAAAGUUUGUAUUGUAAAAAAUGGACAUUGAAAUAUAAACAAAUCAAAGUCGAAAAUAAGUUUGUGAGAAUGAAGUUCAGACAUUUAUUAUUUCAAUUGUUCAUGUUUUUGGCGGUUACUAAUUUGGCUGUUUGGAUUGUGACAAAUCGAAAUAUAUUUGAAAGUUAUCCAAUGAUUGUUUCACAAUGUAUUAUUGCACUGACUGUUGGAAUGGUUUAUGGGUUUAUCAAGGUUUGUCAUUUUCUAGAAUUAUGUAUUUUGAAAUUGAGUACAAUAAUAUUUCAGUUUCUGAUAAAAUAUGUUCGACUGAUAAAUACAAUCGUCAGUUUCUUAUUAUCUGUUCUUGCAAUUCAUCUUGUUAUUUAUUUGGCAUUGGUAUUUGAUGGCAAAAAAGACGAACAUUUCCAACUCCUCGAAUUAUUCACAAUCUAUUCAUUAUCUACUUGCAUUAUUUUAUCAGCUGAUUUUCCAACAAAACUUAUAAUGACUUCAAUAUUCUGCAUAUCAUUUGUAUCAGCAACAUUCCAAUAUAAAUUUGAUGAAUUGGCUCAUUCUUUAGCUGUUACAGUUAUUACUUUCUUAUUGGUGUUAUUCAGUACAAGAAGAAGUGAACUGAUUGCUAGAUAUGAUUUUAUAUGGAAACUUCAGGUAUUUGUUCUAUCAAAUCAGAAAAACAGUUCUUUAGAUUAUAAUUAUAGGCGUUGGAUGAGCAACUACAAAUGAAAAGUAAACAUGAGCAAAAUCGAAGUGUUCUCGAAAAUAUUCUACCAUCUCAUGUUGCAAAACAUUUUGUUGAAGAAGCCACAAGUUUUUCUCAACUUUAUCACGAAGCUCGAGAUAAUGCAUGUGUUAUGUUUGCAAGUUUGACCGAAUUCGAUAAAUUUUAUAUUGAAUGUGAUGGAAAUAAUGAGGGAGUUGAAUGUCUUCGAUUAUUAAAUGAAAUCAUUUCGGAUUUUGAUGAAUUAUUAGAUCGAGAUGAAUUCAAAGGAAUCGAAAAAAUCAAAACAAUUUCAACAACUUAUAUGGUUGCAAGUGGAUUGGCUGGAAAAGAUGAUUUGAAGGAUAAUUCACAUGUUGAAAUUAUUGCUAAAUUUGCGCAAGAACUUCUUCGAAAAAUCACAUCAAUUAAUGAACACAGUUUUAAUAAUUUCAAUUUACGAAUUGGUAUAAAUGUUGGACCAGUUGUAGCUGGAGUUAUUGGAAUUGAUAAACCACAUUAUGAUAUUUGGGGAAACAGUGUAAAUGUUGCAAGCAGAAUGGAUAGCUCAGGAGUUCCAGGAAAAAUACAGGUAUACUUUUUUUUUUAAAUAUUCUAGGAUAUCCCACUAAUAAAAAAUGAAAAAUUCUACAGGUAACCGAAGAAGUCAAAGAUGUGUUAGAAAAACUCGGGUAUGAAUUCGAAUGUCGCGGACAAAUCAAUGUUAAAGGAAAAGGUUUAAUGACAACAUUCUUUUUGAAAACUAAUGACGAGGAUGAAUUUUGA
Molecule: messenger RNA, 3410 nt
Organism: Caenorhabditis angaria
Lineage: Eukaryota; Metazoa; Nematoda; Chromadorea; Rhabditida; Rhabditidae
Source: the annotation of a GenBank genome assembly